Aspergillus melleus is the source of this 849-nucleotide messenger RNA. RefSeq lists its product as uncharacterized. The record is from RefSeq and is a predicted model, not a curated record. Bases 1 to 849 code for a protein of 282 amino acids. The transcript has 2 exons. NCBI's taxonomy places the organism in Eukaryota, Fungi, Ascomycota, Eurotiomycetes, Eurotiales, Aspergillaceae.
AUGGAAUGCUACAAAAAUAGCACUGCAGAUGCUGCUCGCAAGCAAGCGGCAGCUCGUGAGCCGCCGCACCUCAUACGGAAACUUCCGCCAUCGUCUGGGAACAAAUGUACGCCCGAUGAGAUUAAGUAUACUCUCGAAGCGAGCGUCGUACAGCAGGGUCUCCUACGUCGGACCCAAAAAGCUACUCGGAACGUACCCUUCCAUCCGCUAUCUACCAUCCGCCAACCGCUACGUAGCUUGAAAAUCAGCAAGAACGUGAAUCUCCGCGUGAAGGCCUCGGAGCUACCACGUUCACCCCUGACCUACGAGGUCGAGGUCGAACUGAAGAACGGACCAUUCCUCCUGCUCGGACACCCCAUUGCGCUGGAAGUUACUAUCAAGCACACGAACGGCGAAAAAAAGGCGAUUUCACUGCAAUCUUUCCAAACUUUACUCCGUGAAAGAACAGGGAUCCGAGCCUGUGGGUCGAUACAAAGCUUUACUCGUUCGUGGGUCAUCCAGACGAUGGCAAAUCUGCGCCAGCCACUCGUGGCUGAGAACCACCCAACGGUUGGAUCCGUUCUGAAACUCGACGACAGACUAUGGAGUCGACAUUGCGUACCGGCACACCUGGGUCCCACAUUUGAAACGUGCAAUCUUGGCCGAAGCUACGAACUUGAAGUAAGACUUGGCAUCCAAUUUGGCCGGAACCACGUGAGCCGGCACGAUAGUAUAGAAGCUGAAAUAUUGGAGUUUGAAUUCCCCGCAUAUGUUUCGGUGCCCUCGUUCACGCGAUUUACGCGAUCCUAUGUUGGAGGCCCGGGGCCUAAACGAGACCGAUGUGAGAGACAGGCCCUCGAAAAGGCGUAA